Molecule: messenger RNA, 315 nt
Organism: Histoplasma capsulatum G186AR
Lineage: Eukaryota; Fungi; Ascomycota; Eurotiomycetes; Onygenales; Ajellomycetaceae
Exons: 3
Coding region: 1-315 (104 amino acids)
Source: RefSeq, a predicted model, not a curated record
AUGGAAAAGAUUUGUUUGCCUCUUUGCUUGCCUGCCGUUGUGAGAACUAAGUUGACUACCUUGACAUAUCGGACCGUGGUUGACAGUAUGCUUCACGCAUUCAUUUUUGAAAUUCAAUGGCCCCUGGCCCCCACAGUAAAACAAGAGCGGGGUGCUCUCGGGAUUUUUCUGUCCAGACAGCGGUUGUCAGCCUUCCAAGUUUUAGUUGACUUGCAUUCAAGUUCUCAUUGCGACGUCUUUGCUCACCAAGAAUCGGACUGGUUCCCUAACAAGUACGACCAACACACCGCCGAUAGCCGCAAGCACCCCUCAUGA